CUUCUGUGCAUCGCGAAUCUCAUUACCAUGCAGUUCAUUCCGCUACUUUUCAUACUACUGACAGUAUGUUGCCAGUUGCCAAUCAGCUUGGCUCAAUUGACAAGAUUUAUAGUUUCGGAACAGAAGGCCAACUGGUUUGACGCCGCCAAGUAUUGCUACGAACAAGGAUGGAUGCUGGCGGCAAUUGUAGGCAAAGACGAGGAACGACGAGUGGUGGCUCACGCCCAGCGCAACAGUCCUCUCGGUUGGCUGAAUCCUCGAUUUUGGGUGGCGGAAAACGAUCAGGAAGCCGAUGCCGAGUUCUGCCCUCAAAUAACGCUGAAGGACUACAUAAACGGCGAAAAUGACUGCAUGGAAAUGUUACACUUUGUUUGUGAAGUCUUGGAAUAAGAAAACUCAUUGAUUCGAAGCUCUAUUUCAGGAUGCAAUAUGAUUGUUAUUAUUGUUCUAUACCAA
Armigeres subalbatus is the source of this 456-nucleotide messenger RNA. RefSeq lists its product as uncharacterized. The record is from RefSeq and is a predicted model, not a curated record. The coding region runs from base 28 to 390 and encodes 120 amino acids. The transcript has 2 exons. Lineage: Eukaryota; Metazoa; Arthropoda; Insecta; Diptera; Culicidae.